AUGAAAGGUGUAUUGGAGGAUCGCCUCAUACACCAAUGUCUAGACAUUGUUCUCAAAUCACUCAAGCAGGCUGCUCGAAAGGGCAUCAUGUUAUCUGACCCCAUUGGGCAGAGUCGUUACUGUUUCACUGCACUGGCAAGUUAUAUUGCUGACACCCCGGAAGCCAUGAUGCUGGAGACUGUCGGUGGAAAGAUGUCACCAGUGACCAUGGCAAUGUACAAGCAUUUUGGGGAUGACUUCCAGCAUGAACCCCGCAUGAAAUCAAUGACUCUUGCGCAGCUUGCCAUUGUCCACUCACAUGCCAAUCUCCUUGACCUUGAGGCUUUCUUCUGUGAAGUGCAGAAGUUUUGUCUGAAUGGUGUUGCCAAACUGUUCUUUCAGGACUGGAUACUCGCAGAGCCCUCCCAUUUCUUUACACCAGAAUCCCUACACCACUUGCAUAAGGAAUUUUUCGACCACAAUGCAUAA
Messenger RNA from Suillus fuscotomentosus, 468 nucleotides. RefSeq lists its product as uncharacterized. The record is from RefSeq and is a predicted model, not a curated record. The transcript has a single exon. The coding region runs from base 1 to 468 and encodes 155 amino acids. Lineage: Eukaryota; Fungi; Basidiomycota; Agaricomycetes; Boletales; Suillaceae.